Messenger RNA from Daldinia vernicosa, 1309 nucleotides. RefSeq names its product carbon-nitrogen hydrolase. NCBI's taxonomy places the organism in Eukaryota, Fungi, Ascomycota, Sordariomycetes, Xylariales, Hypoxylaceae. Bases 132 to 1211 code for a protein of 359 amino acids. The transcript is spliced from 4 exons. The record is from RefSeq and is a predicted model, not a curated record.
AGAUUCACGUGCGUUCGUUCUACUUACUUACUUACUACGAGACGAGGAGGACUAGACUACGACCGGUUGUAGUGUAUAUAUACAUAUAUUUAGGUUAUACCAUAUAUACAAAGAGUCUAGGUAACGCCGAGAUGGCUAAGGCGGCCAUAGGGCAGAUAUGCUCGUCCAACUCGAUGGCGCAUAAUCUCGAGCAGUGCGUUAAACUCGUCGGCCAAGCUGCUGCUGCCGGAGCGAAAGUCCUCUUCCUCCCCGAAGCAUCCGACUACAUCGGCUCCUCCGCCCAAGAAUCCCUCUCCCUCGCCAAACCCCUCGCCACCUCGCCCUUCGUAUCCGGCCUGCGCUCCGCCGCCGCAGAGCACAACCUCGCCGUGCACGUCGGCAUCCACGUGCCCGUAUCCGUAAAGCCGGUUCUCUCCCCUAGUAACCCGGUCUUAUCUUCCGUUCCGGACCCGGACUCUACCACUUCUCCUUCUUCUACUGUUUCUCCUUCUGCCCCUUCGGCAUCACAACAACAACCAAGCACAAACCCCUCCCCCCAAAAAACAAAACUCUACAACCGCACCAUCCUCAUCAACCCCGACGGCACCCUCCACCCCACCGCCUCCUACGACAAACUCCACCUCUUCGACUACCCCGACGCCUCCCUCCGCGAAUCCACCACCACCCAAGCCGGAACCAAACUCACGCCCCCCUUCGACACCCCCCUCGGCCGCAUCGGCAGCCUAAUCUGUUUCGACCUACGCUUCCCGGAGCCCGCCCUGCACCUAACAACUUCCACCACCCCCUCUUCCACCACCUCCACCUCCUCCACUUCCUCCUCCCACAUUUCCAAACCCUUCUUCCCCCCCGCCCAAAUCCUCCUCUACCCCAGCGCCUUCACCGUCCCCACCGGCCGCGCCCACUGGGAAACCCUGCUCCGCGCCCGCGCCAUCGAGACCCAAUCCUGGGUCAUAGCCGCCGCCCAAGUCGGCACGCACAACCCGGCGUUAUCGCCGCGGACGAGCUACGGGCGGAGCAUGGUAGUCGACCCCUGGGGACGGGUGAUGCUUUCGCUGAAGGGGGUGCGGGAGAAGGGAGGAGGAGGAGGGUAUGAGGUUGAGGACGGGGCCGUGGGCGAGCUAGGACUGGUGGAUGUGGAUUUGGGCGUGUGGGAAAAGGUUCGCGAGCAAAUGCCUCUUGUGAGGAGGACGGACGUUUACCCAGAAGUAUAAAGCCGUUAUGGGAAAUACAGAAAACAUUGACAUUGUGGUAUGAAUUACUAACUACGAUAAGUCACAAAUUGCCGCAUAAGAAACAGAUAAACAGAUAA